AUGAUCCCCAGAGGAAUCAGGUUGUGGCUGCCUUCGGCUCUGCUCCUGUCUCAGGUCCCAGGCUGUGUCCCUGUGCAUGGCCCCAGUACUGUGACAGGCACUGUGGGGGGAUUGCUCAGCGUGUCAUGUCAGUAUGAGGAGAAAUUCAAGACUAACAAUAAAUCCUGGUGCAGAGUGUUAUUUGUGGUGCGAUGCAAAGAUAUCGUGAAGACCAGAGACUCAGAAGAAGCCAGGAAAGGCCGAGUGUCUAUUAGGCACAAUCCAGACAACUUCACCUUCAUUGUGACCUUGGAGAAACUUAGCCUGGAGGAUGCAGACACCUACAUGGGUGGGGUGGAUAGAUCAUUUUUCGAAGGCAGCUUUAAGGUUGAUGACUCCUUGGGGAUCAAUAAGUACUUCAUAGUUGAGUUGUCCAUCAUUUCAGGUCAUGGGAACUGUCUUGUGUUUCCAUCCUUUGUUCCAGUCACAGGUUCGAGCCAGGGGAAAGGUACAGAUAUCCUGGAGUCCACCAUAUCCUCACCUGUGCACACUCAGUGCAAUGUGACCACAGAGGACACAAUUCCUGCUCCCAGCCCACAGAAUAGCCUCUACUUCUGUGUCCUGGUGUUUCUGGAGCUGCCCCUGUUCCUGAGCAUGCUUGGUGCUGUCCUCUGGGUGAACAGGCCUCAGAGGUGCUCUGGGGGAAGCAGUACUCAGCCCUGUUGUGAGAAUCAGUGA
This is a messenger RNA of Arvicanthis niloticus (Nile rat), 717 nucleotides long. The record is from RefSeq and is a predicted model, not a curated record. NCBI's taxonomy places the organism in Eukaryota, Metazoa, Chordata, Mammalia, Rodentia, Muridae.